This is a messenger RNA of Ornithodoros turicata, 797 nucleotides long. RefSeq lists its product as uncharacterized. Bases 3 to 797 code for a protein of 264 amino acids. The record is from RefSeq and is a predicted model, not a curated record. Lineage: Eukaryota; Metazoa; Arthropoda; Arachnida; Ixodida; Argasidae. The transcript has 5 exons.
AUAUGUCUGAUCUGUAUAAAUUCUUCAUUUACAAGGAUAUGGUUUUCAAAUUCAAAAUAACACAUAAAGCCAUCAUAGUACCAAACGAGGAGUGGCAGGACAUCUUUGGAGCCAUAGUGUACAUGGAAACUGAAAACCAGCGUCUUCAGAGGCUCACCACUGGGGCAUUCGCAGUAAAAAUCAAUGUUGCACCAUGGGACAUAAGCAAAUACGUCUAUAUCAGAAGGGGCAGAAAGAAAUUAAUUUUUUUCCCUGUCCAGUUUAAGCUCGAUAUAAGUCACAUGGAUAAACAGGCAAACUGCAGCUGUCCAAAAGAGAGCAAUAUGCGCAAUGUAGCACGACACCUGGGCUACGCGACACCACCAACAGGCAAAGCAAGCCACGUCGCCACACUAUCGUUUGCAACGCCCGCAGCCUCCAGCAGUGCAGCCGGAAAACGCAAACUACACCAAACAAACCAAAGCAACAGUUUGGCGCUGGUUCCCAAGGAAAAGAGCAAGAGAGGAAAGUACUGCGACAUUCCACCAGAAGUACGGGAAUCUGUCAAAACCAUCAAGCAGAAAACAAAUAGGGAGGUGGUCAUCGAGAAGCUGUUUCUGCCCGAGGCUAUGUAUCAGAACUUGGUUGGCAUGUCUAAUUACCGUCACCUUUCACCGAAUGUGAACUGCACGAUCAUCGUGACCGACCCGGAACUCACAGCAUCACCCCGUCGUGCCCCUAUGGAUACCAACAUGAUUACCAUGGGCGAGAGCAGCAAUUCUAAUGUUGGGCUGCUUAACAGAAUUUCCAGGUACUAA